Molecule: messenger RNA, 1041 nt
Organism: Verruconis gallopava
Lineage: Eukaryota; Fungi; Ascomycota; Dothideomycetes; Venturiales; Sympoventuriaceae
Exons: 4
Coding region: 228-623 (131 amino acids)
Biological process (GO): vesicle-mediated transport
Cellular component (GO): Golgi membrane
Source: RefSeq, a predicted model, not a curated record
CACAAAGAUCCCUCCCGUCUCUUCUUUAACUACUACUUUUACAACAAACAAAACGAGGCUGCACCUGUCCGUGUAGUCCGUUCGCGCCCUCCAUCUGAGCCGACCUCUAACGCAAACCCCGCGAAACGUCGUCACCGUCUCGUAGCCGCCCGCCCUUCUCCCCAACCGGCCUUCGUCAAGCGACCCUUCUCAACGGAAGUCUUUUGUCUUGGAGCAGCCCCGGCGCAAUGGAUUUCUCGGACGCUUUUCGAAUUGUCAACCUUGGCGUCGGUGUGCUUAUGGUGCUAGGUGGCAUCGGCCAGUUUUUCCCCAGCAUUGGAAUUCAAAAUGUCAUUGUUGGAUGUUACACCAUCAUCUUCGGGCUUGCGACGGCCUUGCUCGAGUUUCAAAUACCGCCACAAGUGUCGCGGUAUGCUUCUUUCAUGUUCUCUUUCCUCGGGAGGGGAAUUUUCUACAUCUUCAUUGGCAGCAUCAUUGUCGGCGACCAUUGGACAAAGUAUGUAGCCGGAACAAUCAUCGGUAUCGUCGGCAUCGGCUACGCCGUCCUCGAGUUCAUCCCCUCAAUCGAACCACCGGCGAACAUGCGAGAAGCGGACGCUGGCUGGGGUGCAGAACAGGUCUAAUACGCUGGGAUUUGGACGAGGCGGUGAGAUUCAGGCGUGUGGAAGGGCUAAGGUGUUCGAUCUGUCUGCUGCGAUGAACGUUAGAGUUCAGUCACGAACAGGCCGAUCGCUGGAAGCAUUUUUCUUCCAGUAGGAGGUCGUUCUCUGCACUCGGUCUCAUGGUACGGUUGGGCUUUGUUGAGAUCAUGUACAGUAUGGACACUUGUACGAUCAUUGUCAGACGCGUGUUUGGAAGACGUGCAUGUUAUAUGCCAGGACAAAAUCAAGAUUCUUGUCUGCUCUACAUUUCGACCACUUGAAGACUCACUUGGACCUCUCUGAGCUGGCUACUUUACAGAGCACAUAGAAUUUCUGUCCCGUGGAGGUACGCUUUUUGACGCACCAACCAGAGUGGAAAGGUUUGUGGUAACAACCACCA